AGUGCUCCCAGUGGGGACGGGGACGAGCGGGGACGGAGCCUGGGCCACAUUUUCGGGCCGUUCACUCUGCAACCUACUGACAGCCAACGCAGGCGGUGCCGGCUGCCAUGUCCUACGCGCCCAGACCGGCCGCCAGGAGCUGCGCUGCACGUCCCAUGGGAGGGCACCAGGACUGGCAGCGGCCCCAUGGGCGCCCGCUGUCCCUGCGGACGAUGGAGGUGGCUGCGGGGGAUGGUGACCCCGUGGAGUCCGUCACCGACCCCGACAUGGAGGCCUUGUUCAAUGAGUUCCUGGGGAAAAGAGAGGAGACUGCAACAGCAUCAGUGGUCCCGGUGGGCGCGCAGCCGUACCACUACCUGGUGCGGGACACGGAGCACAAGGGGCUGUACCUGCGGGACGGGCGCUUGGUGGCCACCAACCUGCAGGGUGCCAACGCCGACCAGGAAGGUGAGCGCUGGGACGUAGGGGUGUCACCCGCACCCAUGGGUGCCCCCCACCUACCCCGUCUCCCCGCAGAGCCCAUCAGCGUGGUGCCCAACCGGCACCUGGAGCGCCGGCGGUAUCCCCUCAUCAUGGGAAUCCGCGGGGGUGCCAAGGCCCUGUCCUGUGGCACCGGCCCCGAGCCCCGACUGCAGCUGGAGGAGGUGAAGCUGCUGGAUCUGUUCGCGUCGGAGGACAGGGCCAUGCCCUACACGUUCUACAAGACGUUCGGGGGCAGCACGCACACCUUCGAGGCCGCCGCGUUCCCGGGGCACUUCCUGAGCACGGCCCCGCAGCCCGACCAGGAGCUGGGCCUGGCGCCGCGCGCCGCCCCGGGCUCCAUCACCUCCUUCUACCUGCGGCGCCGGUGACGGGAGCACCCACGGGCGGCCUUCCCCAUGGGAAUAAAGGCGCUGCCCGCA
Messenger RNA from Numida meleagris (helmeted guineafowl), 902 nucleotides. Its product is annotated as interleukin-36 receptor antagonist protein-like. The transcript is spliced from 4 exons. The record is from RefSeq and is a predicted model, not a curated record. Gene Ontology annotation, biological process: cytokine-mediated signaling pathway; inflammatory response to antigenic stimulus; positive regulation of gene expression. Bases 108 to 851 code for a protein of 247 amino acids. Lineage: Eukaryota; Metazoa; Chordata; Aves; Galliformes; Numididae. Gene Ontology annotation, molecular function: cytokine activity; interleukin-1 receptor binding.